GUGGAAGAAAGUAUAUUGUACUGCGUAUGCGUAAACACUAACUUCCGACUAAGCGACUUCCUUUUCCUGUCCAAGAAUCAACAUGACAGACGAACAAUCAGCAGCCGAAUUGGCUGAGAAGAAGAAGAGGAGGACCUUCCGUAAAUACACAUACAGAGGUGUAGACUUGGACCAGCUUCUGGAUAUGACCAGUGAGCAGCUGAUGGAAUUGUUCCCGUGCCGCGCUCGUCGCCGAUUCAGCAGAGGUCUGAAGCGUAAGAGGCUGGGACUGAUCAAGAAACUGAGGAAGGCUAAGAAGGAAGCAGGACCCCUCGAAAAACCAGAGGUGGUGAAGACCCAUCUGAGAGACAUGAUCAUUGUCCCCGAGAUGAUAGGCAGCAUUGUGGGAGUGUACCAAGGCAAGACCUUCAACCAGGUGGAAAUCAAGCCAGAGAUGAUUGGUCACUAUCUGGGAGAGUUCAGCAUCACAUACAAGCCCGUGAAGCACGGUCGUCCCGGUAUUGGUGCCACCCACUCCUCUCGAUUUAUCCCUCUCAAGUAGGGAGACAUGUAUACACAAUAAAGCUGCUACAACAAAA
Molecule: messenger RNA, 578 nt
Organism: Haliotis rufescens (red abalone)
Lineage: Eukaryota; Metazoa; Mollusca; Gastropoda; Lepetellida; Haliotidae
Product: 40S ribosomal protein S15-like
Exons: 5
Coding region: 83-541 (152 amino acids)
Biological process (GO): translation; ribosomal small subunit assembly
Cellular component (GO): ribosome; cytosolic small ribosomal subunit
Molecular function (GO): RNA binding; structural constituent of ribosome
Source: RefSeq, a predicted model, not a curated record